Alternaria arborescens is the source of this 29373-nucleotide messenger RNA. RefSeq lists its product as hypothetical. The coding region runs from base 1 to 29373 and encodes 9790 amino acids. The record is from RefSeq and is a predicted model, not a curated record. The transcript is spliced from 4 exons. Lineage: Eukaryota; Fungi; Ascomycota; Dothideomycetes; Pleosporales; Pleosporaceae.
AUGUGGAGCAGAUUGACUGGUAGCUCUGCUGCCUCCAACAGCAAUAAGGAAGAAGAAAGUCGCCGCCGCCGUACUAGCGACUCCACGCGUUCCAAGCGCGACCGAGACCCAGACGCUCGCUCAGUCGUGUCGUCGUCAACAGCCCGCAAACCUCCGAGCUCUAGACGCGACACUGCGCCGUCAUCAUCGUCGAUUGCCUCAUUCACGACUGCCUUCGACGAGAUGCCGCGCUCACGGGCCACAACAACCAACCCCAACAGCGAUCCCUACGACGACGACAAGCGUCGCGACGAUCGCCGCAGCAGCUAUGCCGAGUCGACCAGCUCCACACUGCGCGAAGACAAGGACCGGAAGAAGGGCAAGGACAAGAAGCUUGAGAAGCGCCGUUCGACGCGUUCGGUGCGAUCGGGAAGUUUGUCGCAAAGUGGCGCUGGCUACAGGGGCGACAUUGUCGACAGCCCCAAGCAAGCACAGCGCAGCUUCAGCGGCCAGAUUGGCAGCGACGGCUUCUCGCAGUUCCCAGGACAGGCAGGAGCGCCCAUGAUGUCGGGCGCUCUGCCAGUGGGAAGCCACCACCCACCACCGCACCCUGAAGACUUGGACAAUCACGUGCAGAGCCAGUUCCCUGGACAGAACCCGGCGCAGUACACCUCGAGUGCGCUGCCUGGCGGCCAUCCCUUUGGAGCGGCUGCCGAGUUUUACAACGACCAGGGCCAGUCUGUCCAUCAGCAGCCAGGUGUGAGGCCUCAGCCGCCUUCGGUCAUAAUAGGACAGGAUACCCCCCAUCUCAUGUCUGCCUCUGCGCAGCCCAACCCGGUUGCCGACACCGGAUCAGGUGCCGCCGCAGACUUCUAUGGGCCCAGCACGAGUGUCCCUUCAUCCAAACCCCCAAGGCCAUCGAGCUCAUCUAUGCCCGGUGCCUUCGUCGACGACGCCCCGAUGCCGGCGAAGCCACCACGGCCUGCAUCUUCGUCGAGGCCCGACAAGCCAAGCACGUUCGGUCCAGCUGCUACUAUGGCUGGCGGAGCUGCCCUUGGAUACGCCAUGGGCCACAGCUCAUCUAAUCAUGAACACUCUACAAGCUACAGCUCAGCGAAUGUUCGUCCUUCUACAUCCUACUCUUCUUACACUAAUAAUACCACCCCGCCUGCCCCGGCUCCCGCGUCCACGUACAACAUGUACGGCUCGGCUCCUAAUACUUCUAAUACCGCUGCCAACGACAGCAGCUACCUCCCACCCUACGCUGCAGCCGCCGCCUACGGUGCGGAAGGCGCGCCUCCCCCAAAGCCACCUCGGCCAGCCAAACCAGAGAAGCACUCGUCUGGCAGUAUCGCUGGAUUGUACGCUGCUGGCGCUGCAGGAUUGGCGGCUUAUGGCUUGAAUCAACAUAAUUCACAUUCUCACAACCACAACCACAACCACACCCAUACCAACACACACUCGCACAGCACCUCUCACCACUACACGUCGAUACACGGACCCAAUGGGCAUCAGCAUAAUGGUGCUCCACAUAGUUCGUAUAGCUCUGGCGGCAUGGCUCAGCAGCAUCAGCAUACUGGGCCCGUUUCUAAGUUUGUCGACUGGUGGAAGGAUUACGAAGACGUGCAGAAGAUGGAGGAAUACACCGAGUACAUCGGAGUCUGCAAGGGUUGCUUUGAUCCUCGCUCAUCCGUCUUGGACGCUCCACGCAAGCACCACUAUUACAGAAAACGAUCCAGUGAGUUCAUGCGGCCAUCUGGUGGCAUCGAAAAACAAUCCCGUUACUCGCUCAAGGAGAAGAAGUCUUACGGCUCUAUCUCUUCGGGUGAGGAGCGCCGAAAGACCAAGAGCAGUGCCGCAGGCUGGGUAGCUGCAGGCCUAGGCGGAAUUGGCUUGGCCAAGGCUGGAAAGGCUGUUUUGACUGCCGGCCGCGACGACUUUGAUGAUACCUAUAGCAUCAAGUCUGGACGCUCAAGAAUCUCACGCCGCAGUCGCAGCCGAUCGAGGGACCGCAAGAGUUACAGCUAUGGCAGCUCUGGCAUCCGUCAUCGGAGCAAUUCUGCUGAUCGCAUGUCCAUCAUGUCAGUGGGCGUCACGAACGACAAGAAGGACCGUAAGGAUUAUAAGAUUCGCCGUCAUUCCCGAUCGAGCUCCAGUUCAAGUAACAACUCUGGACGUGGCAAGACUGGCUUGAUCGGCACUGCUAUCGGCGCUGGUCUCGCAGGCGCCGCCCUUGGAGCGGCUACCAGGAGGAAGCACUCUAGCCGAUCCAGGUCGCCUAAGAGGGUACAGGUUAUACACCCCCGGAGAGAUAGCAGCGACGAUGAGCGCCGUAGGAGGAGAUCCCAUCAACUUCGACGGAAAGCUUCUCGAAGCUCAACAUCUGGCGCCUCCGUCAUCGAGAUUGGCGACACUCACGAAUCACAGGGUGGUUUCUUCAAUGGUUUCUUCGCUGCACCCCCUCCAAAAGAGAAGCGAGUCAACACCACGAGUCUCAAGAAGAAAAAGAAGGGCUUUUUCAAUUUCAGCAACAACUCGUCGUCCUCAUCCGACUCUGAGAUGGCAUUCGGCACCGGCUAUGUGAAGAGGACGCGCCGACGAUCAUCAGGACGAACAUCAGGACGGUCAUCACCUAAGAGACGGAACUCGGAUGAGCGAUUGAAAGCCUCUCUUAUCGGUCUUGGCACCACUGCCGCUGCUAUUACCGCAGCGAAGGCUGGCAAAGGUAAACGCCACAAUGAGGUUGUUGCUGUAAAGGAGAACCGACUCGGUCGCAAGACAAGCCAAACCUCACGACCUGGCUCCCGUUAUGGAGACGACGAGUGGGAGGAUUUGCCGGAUGAUGGUACUUCAGACUCCUCGAGUGACGGCGGUCUCGUUUACGGUGAUUACGCCCUGAAGAAGACCAAGAGCAACGACUCCAUCGGAUCCAACGAUUCAGGGACCAACAAAUGGGGCUGGCGUUGGGGUUUUGGCAAGAAGAAGAGGAGGUCGUCCAAUAAUCUCUACGACAACAUCGCUAGUACAUCUCUUAUUGGACCUACCGCAGCUGGUGCCGCAGGCGCUUUGACUGGCGCAGCUGUUGCAGCUACUCAUGGACACCACGACAGUGAGUCUAGUAGCGCGCAAACACUGCAAUCGGUUUACCCUGUUGCACCUCUUGACCCCAAUGCGUCGUUCGAUGCACGCCGCACAAGCUCUAUCGUCACCAAUCAACCUCCGGUCACCCCAGGCCCUGGUCCUGUCCCCAUCCAGCACCCUCAGCCGGUGCAACAAGUCCCUGGAUCGAUUUAUUCAACACAAGCGCCACCACAAUCUGGCUACACUGCCCCUGCAGGCCCACCAGUCUUCUCACAAGCACCAUACCCACCUCCGUACCCCAUGCAAUCUCAAGUUCAAAACAUCAUUGUUCAAAGCCCUCAGCAUCCUCAAUUCCGUCGAGCGAACUCUUCGCCUAUUCAGAGCUCAUCGUGGAAGCGGGAUGCGGCUAUGGCAGGACUUGCAGCGACUGCUGGGGCUGCCGUAGUGUCCGCACUGAAACACCCUGAUCGCCCUCCUAGUCGCCCACCAUCCGCGAAUAGCAAUGUCCGCUUCAACCUAACGCAAGAGCAAGUAGACAAGGAGCAGCGUGAGCGACGUAAGGAGCAGGACCGCUUAGACGAAGAAGCCAAUCGUCGUCGAGAACAACAAAGAAUAGACGAUGAGGCGCGACGAGAAGAAGAAGACCGUAUUCGCCGAGAGCAACAGCUACGCGAUGAGGAGGCGCGACGAGAAGCAAUCGCGCGACGUGAAGAAGAAGAUCGCGUUCGAAGAGAACAGCAACUGCGAGAGGAUGAGGCUCGUAGAAUCGAGGAAGACCGUCGGCAGACACUGCUUCGCUUGGAGGAAACAGCACGUCAAGAAGAAGAGCGCCGCCGUGAGGAAGACGAACGGCGUCGCCAAGAGUUGCAACGGCAGCAGGACGAGGCCCGCAAGUUCAUGGAUAUCGAACGCUUGGCUAGGCUUGAGAACGAACGUCGUCGUGAACAACAAGAGGCUCAGGCACGCCAGGCUCGAGAAGCAGAAGAUCGAGAGCGUCAGCAACGGAUAGCCCAACUGGAGCACCAGCGCCAGCUUGCAAGCGAGGCAGCCGAAGCUGAGCGGAGACGAAGAGAGCGACUUGAAGCCGAGCAAGAAGAAGCUGCUCGGGCUGAGGCUGCUCGACGCGAAGCUGAGCAAGAAGAAAUAGAGCGACGUCUUCGAGAACGCGAAGGGGACUAUAUCGAUCGCUAUCCGAGCAACCGAGCGCAGAAGCUUGUACAACAACCCCUGGGAGGCUCCAUUGCUUUACCUGCCACUAGUGCCCAGCGAAAGGAGCAGGAGCUGCAAGACCGUGAACGUCAAGCAUCCAAGUCCGACAAGAAGUCUUCUGUUGCUGGCGCUGUAGCCGCUGGCGCUGCCGCAGCAAUCGCGACUGCGGCGAUCUCGUCCUACAGGGACAAAGAGAAGGAGAGAGAGCAAGAAAAAGAACGGGAGCGUGAGAAGAAGCGCGAGCGCAAGCGGGAGUCCUCCUCAUCGAAGUCGUCGUCUUCGAAGAGCAGCAAGAAGCGGGAGUCAACCAGCGUCAAGACCGUUGAACCUAGCAAAAUCGAGCAGGACAUGUUCGACGAUGAGAUCUUUGACCCCAAUAUCUUCAAGCAAGACAACUCUCGCCAACAAGCUCGCGACGUCUUACAAGACUGGGAGGACAGGUACUCUGCCGAGCCAGUCUCUCAAGCUGACUUCUUCGCGCCGAAAGAGCUUCUGACCAACGACAACCUACCAAAGGUUCAUCCCGUAGACCCGAACGAGGGUGCUCCUGACCUUCCUGUGUACCAGUCAUAUGAAGACUACCCGAUCAGCCAACCCAAGAUUCCACCGUAUCCUCCAUCGUAUUCGUUCACGGCCACCAGGAAUGGUCGGCCUUCUCAACCACAACCGCCGCCUGUACCUUCGCUGAACCUCAUUUUGCCUACACCCCCCGGUAGUCGCGCACCCUCUGUGCGUAGUCCAUCGCCAGCAGUGGAGCCUAUCAGGGAAACCAGGCGCGAGCCAAGGGACGACGAGUCAAAUCGAGCAAGAUCUAGAGUGAGUUGGGGCGAGAACCAGUUCCACCACUUUGAUGUCCCCACUCCAGAGUCCUACCGCGAACAAUUCGUCUCUGACGGCGACCUCAAGUCGCGUGAAUCGAAGCAACCUGCCGACGAGACCACAGUUGAGCGGGAGACGUCUAAGCCUCAUCAGACUACGUCUACUUAUACACCCUAUCGCCCAGAGAUGUCAACAGUGCCAGAGAGCAAGGAGACCGCACCUAGUACACAGUAUGUUCGUGACAAGGAUGACUCCACGUGGGACAGUGUCGUGGAUGCUGCUUCCAAGAAGAGCAAGACCAAGGAAAAGAAGUCCGCGGCCGCCGCUGCGGCAGCAGCUCUUACCACUGCAGCGGUUCUUUCUAGAGAAGAAAAUGAUGAACGCGACUUGCGUGACUUCAGACCCACCGCGUCCAGCUUAAGCAACCCGUUUUCUGAUGCGAAUAUGGCGCCUUCCACCAUUGCUGCAUCAACUACUUCGGCAUCAACCAUUUCGGCAGCACCGUCGUGGCCUUCCACUAUCACUCCGUCGAACAUCUCAGCAGCGCCAUCGUGGCCUUCCACUAUGUCUCCAUCAACUAUCUCGGCGGCACCGUCUUCCACCAUCUCUCCAUCGAUCAUCUCUGCUGCACCAUCUACGAGCAGUGUGCAGACAGCAUACUGGCAGCCUGAACCAGAGCGCAACGCGUGGAGAACCCCCCAGCAGGACCCAAUUGGACCUGGUUUUGUUGAAGGAGAGGUUUCUACACCACCAGCGAUCAUGCACAUGCCUGGUGGUUGGGAUGACAUGCCCGAGUCUGAAGUACCCGCAGAGGGGCCCUCAGCAUACUCGACGAAAACGGACGUAAAGGGUAAGGACAAGUCUAAGGAUACUGAUGAACGUGUAGCUAUGCAGAAUGUCUCUCGACGUGGGGACGCAACACCCACCGUGACUUCCGCACCAGUCAAAGAGAAUGAAGCCGAGCCAGAGGUCAAGACAAGCAAAAAGGACAAGAAGAAGAAGUCCAAGAAGUCAUCGAAGCGAGCUAGUGUAGAUACAUGGGAGAUGAGCGAACCCAGCCCACCAUCAAGCCCGAUUAUCGAGCGCGAUCCCAGGGACAUUGAACCUUCCAGAGACCCCAGAGACAUCGAGCCAUCGCGGGAUCCCAGAGAUAUCGAGCCUACUCAACGCGCUGAAGCCUCGCGUGCCCCUGAAUCAUCUCGCUACAACGAGCCAUCUCGAUCCGCCGAACCACCACGACUAGGAGAAGCAUUCCAGGAAUCACCCAGCACUUCUCCCAAGAAAAGCUCUCGUCAGGAGGAGACCAGCGGCAGUAAAUCUGCUACUGCCGCAAUGGCCGGUGGGUUCGCUGCUCUGAUGGGUAUGACUAUGAACCAGGAUCAGAACAGGAUGGCCUCAGACCUCGAGCGUGCCAGGAAAAAUUUGGAGUCUACAGAGAAGAACAAUUCUCGCAACUCUCCUGUGUCUCCGACAAACGGUGCACGCGCACUCGAAGAACACGAGAAGAAUGUAACGAUUCCAAGCUACGCAUUCGAGGGUAUCGACGAGUUAGCCGACAAGACACCGAGACCGAAGGUUCAGAAAAGACAUAGCAGCGGCAAAUGGUCACCAAGCAUUAGUUCUCCUCUCAGGACCGAGACGAAGUAUGACGACUAUAUGGGCGCUCGUACUAUUCCUGAUCCUUCAAGAUAUCAGACUAUGGUCGAGGCUCCAAAGGUCCCCACUACGUCACCUUUCACGACGGCACCUGAGCCACCCACCACUCGUAACGUAAAUGACUCUGGCUACUAUGCUCCCGACGACACGCCACGAAGGGAAAGCAACGAUAAGGAAUCUGACGGAUUCUUUCCCACAGGCUCCAACGACAAGGAGAGGGACAACUAUGCUCGAGACGAACGCGAUCAGGACAACGAUGACAGAUACGACGAUGAUUUCGACGACAGGUCACGUAGAUAUGAUGACGAUGACAUCGGUUCGAUCGCCUCUCUGAGUUACAAGUACGAGGACCCAGACCGUGAAGAGAGACGCCGUAGACGUCGGGAAGCCAAGUCUGAGACUCGUGAGAAGAGCCAUGAUCGCGGUUACGAUCUUGAGGAGGGCGGUGAACGAAGGCGACGUCACCGGCGCCAUGAGACUGAAGAUGGUGAUGAUGACUGGGACACGAAGUCUGCCGUCUCCGACACUCGUUCAGAAGUUCCUGGCGAACGACGACGCAAGCACAAGAGGAGGGAAAGCGAGAAGGACAUAUCACCCGAGAGCAAGAGAAGGUCGCGCUCGUCAGCAGCUUCCGAAUACGGCGACUACGACGAUGACCACAAAUCUUCACGAAGACGCUCUAGGCGAGAUGACGACAUGGUUUCUGUCGUAUCCUCUAUCCCAGACCUAGACGAGGAUCGUAGUUCAAGAAGAGAGAAGGAGAAACGCCCAAGUGGCUUGCUAGGCCUGUUCAGCAGCAAGUCGAGGGAGAACCUGGCCGAAGCUUCGAGCAAGUCCUCGAAGUCAAAGGACGACGACGACGAAGAACGCAAACAUCGUAGACGGAAGCAUCGGUCGGAUCGCGGUUCCACUUACGGCGGCUCAGACGAUGAUGACAUGCGCUCCACGAUCUCAAGCAGUAGUCGACGCGAGAAGAGGAGCAGUCGCAGUCGCAGUGAGAAAGGAGAUGGAGACAGGAGGGAUGCUUAUGACGAUAAGGAUACUUUACACCCUCGAACCCCGCCCUCGCAUGCCGAUGAACAACAACCAGAACAACCGUCUUUUUUAGGCGAUCGGGCAGUGGCCACGGCCACUCCAAGUCCACUGCCCGUAGGUGAGCCUGUCGAUCAGGCCCACGAGGGUAGUGGCAUAAUCCCUGGAGAUCGGCCCGAAUUUCCUCUUUCGACAUCAGACGAUGCCCAACGCCUCACCGCCUCUGAAGACACCGACCGACCCAGAACACCACCCGAGCUGUCGUUCGAGGACAGCCGCGCGUUACUAACCCGUCUUACAGGUCUUCAGCCUUGGCAAUUAGAAGCUUUCCCAGACGAGCUUCCUCCCCUACCGCUGUCUAGGCCAGGUUCGCCAACCCGAUCACCAGAUGUCUCGCGUCCUACUACUGCAACGUCUCAACGCCGGCUAUCCUCUACUGCAGUUCCUAUACGCUUUCGCAAGCCCGUUGUCCCCUCUACCACUGAUCCAAGCUUAGCCACUAGUCCUGUCUCUAUUGCCUCACCAACUCGUUCUCGCCAUGGCAAGACCCACUCUACAGAGUUCAGAAACUCUCGCGAGUUUCGACCACUGUAUCUGGUGGAGCGCAACCGCAAAACCGAUGAGAUCGACGAGGUACUUCCAGCGCUCCCACCCAGUAGUGCAUCUUCAGUUGUCUCCGGCGCAGACUCAGAGGAAGAGUUCGAGUCCGCUCUAGAAUCACCGUAUGAGAGCGUUGGGCAAUCGUCCAAUGAUCCAUCUUAUGAUCCUCUAAGUGCCGUAUCCGACCUCAUUUCGCCUCGCUAUGGAACGGAACCUCAACAGCCUGAGGUUGCACACCGUGAGGCUGAAGAGAUCGAGGAAUCCGGGCAAGCUACACCGAAAGCUUCAGACUAUUUUACAGGUGCGCAGGAAACGUCGUCAGCAUCCAGUGGUCCAAACUAUGAAUCACUUACUGCGGCGUUGGAACAUGCAAGAGCACAAGAACAGGAUGAGUCUACCGAUGAUGCUUUCAUGUCAACCUUGACAUCUCCACAGCCAGAGACGCUUCUCGAUACAAGUGCCCCGCUUGACGAUAGGAUGAUGCGUGACGUGCCUACACCUCGUGAUGCUGCCUCUGCGCCAUCAAGUAGCUCGACAAGACUUCAGGAUGCUGCUCUCGGUGCUGUAGUGGGAGGAUUGACAGCGGCUGCGAUGCGAACGCGUUCCCCUUCGCCAACUAGGUCUGACCGCGAUGAUUUCAAAGACAAGGUUUCAUCAGUCGCAAAGUCAAAGCAGCCUGAAUUUGAGACCGCCGAAAACGUUGUCGAGCCAUUGCCAAAGGAAAAGGGUAAAGGCAAGAAGGGCAAGAAGAGUAAGAAGGCUGUCGCAGCUGAGUCUCCAAUACCUGCACCGACUGAAGAGGUGGUAGAACCUUCGCCCUCUUUCAGCUUCGCUCCGACGUUCGUCGAGGAUGAGGAUGAUUGGAUCAAGAACAGGUCCGAGUCUAUCGUCACCGAUGAUGCUACGCUUGUUGGUGAGCCUGUGGCUACGCCUGCAGAUGCCAAGGACUUUCGACAGAAAGUUCUGGAUAGUACUGCACCACGGAAAGACGAGUCUACUGAAGUCAGACGCGCUACCUUUGAUAACGUUCCUCAAGAAGCUGCGAGGUCAAUCGAAAAAGUUGAAAAGGCAGAGACAGGGCUUGGAAUAUCAACCGAUUUCGCCCCAGCGACAUCAAUAUCUUCACGGGAUGCCCCUGCGGAACCUAGUUCUUCCAUGCCCGCCGAUGUGUCAACCGCUGAGCCUAUCAUUGAGUCUAUCAUCGAGCCUGUUACUGAGCCUGUUACUGAGCCUGUUACUGAACCAGUCGUUGAGCCACCUACCGAAUCAGCCACCGAGCCAAUUAUCGAUGAGGAGGUUACACCUGCACCAAAGGCCAAGAAGGGAAAGAAGAGCAAGAAGGGAAAACGCGGUAGUAAGCAAGUUGAGCCCGAACCAUCGUCUUUACCAGAAAUCGCACCUCAAGAUGACCAGAUAUUGCCUUCGUCAGAGUCACAACAGGAGACCAUUAAGCGCGAUAUUCUUGAGCCAUCUUUUGAACGCACUGAGACGAAUGACAAGGUCGAUGUUAUGGACUCUUUGGUUCAAGAAGACGUGCCAGCCGCCUCGGCUGAUGAGGCAAUGUCAAAGAAGAUUGUACCUACACCUGUCGCUUCUACGAACCCCAAAGAGCCUGAGAUGGAAGUUCCAGCUGGGCCUGCUACACCCGAGCUUCAAGCUCGUCCUAGCACAUCCGACGGUCCUGAACAAGCUAAGAACAAGGUCAACGUCGAGGAACAACGUCGAGCCUCCACCAUCGAAGGACAAUCGGGAGGAUCAGGCUGGGGUUCCGGCCUGUGGGGUGCUCUUGGAUGGGGCAAGAAAAAGGCGCCAUCACCAACAUCCUCGCCUCCAUCCUCACCUAAACCCCAGUCUGCUGUCCUGGCUGCGCUGGCUGCUGCUAGAGAAGAGGCUAAACGUAAGGGAUUGCCAUCCCCACCGAUCGUGCCUGACAAGAAGAUUGCCACAGUCGGGAUCAGGCCCACUCUUUCUCGAAAGAGUACACAGGACGAACCAGCAAAGCCGCAGUUACAGCUCGAGACUGAAGUCAAAAGAGCUGCCGUACCUGAUCAGCGUCCAGCCGAGGCAACCCGCGAACUUGUUCAAGACGAAGCAGGCUCCACUGUCACACCCCACACUGCGUUCUUCACUGACGAUGGUAAACCUUCUUUCGCAUUCCCUAAGAUGCCAGCGACACCUCAGAAGCAGACUUUCGAUACUCCCAAGGACAUUCCUGCUGUCGAAGAGAAAACUACGUCGCAACCUGAAGAAGCCACACCGUCUAUUGCCUUCUUCACAGACGAUGGAAAGCCAUCUUUUACAUUCUCACCUGUACCUUCCACACCUGCAGCUACGUCAACGGCAACAGAGUCUGAAGAACUGCCUGCUGCGAAGGAGGCAAAGAGCCCUGCUUACGUCUCCCCACACAGCACAUUCUUUACCGACGAUGGAAAACCAUCAUUCACCUUCCCGACGAUGUCGUCUUCUCCUGCCAUCGAACCCAGCUCCACAGCUAAAGAGAUCCCCAUCACAGAAGAGACCACAGCUUCUGUGGGUGUCUCACCGCGUAGCACGUUCUUCACUGAUGACGGAAAGCCUUCGUUCUCGUACCCUUCGAUACCAUCUGCUACUGCAGAGCAAGCUACAUCGAUUGCGAAGGAAACGCAGGUUCCGCGGGAACAAACCCCAUCCACUUUCGUUGCGCCUCGGAGUACGUUCUUCACUGAUGAUGGGAGGCCAUCAUUUGCGUUCCCAUCAAUCUCUAUACCUGCUGAGCAGGCAGCCUCGAAUUCCACCGACACGAAAAUCGAAACGGAGCAAGAGUCAUCUGCGUUCGCUGUACCCCGGAGUUCCUUCUUCACCGAUGACGGAAAGCCACCGUUCGCCUUCGGAACUGUCUCUACACCCACAGCGUCCUCGGUAUCGGUCAACAAAAGCACAGCCAUCGAAGAGAAGACUGCAGAACCUUUAUCUCUUGCUCGAAAUGCUUUGUUCGCUGAUGAUGGGCAACCUACCAGCACGAUCUCUGACUCAGUCCCGACUGAAUCUGGUGGUUCUAUCUAUGAUCGAAUUUCGCUUGAACCUAGCUCGUCAAAGAAGAAGAUCAUCAAGCCGAAGAAAAAGACGAAGAAGAGUAGCGUACAGGUUCCUGAUCUGGAUGAACCUGUAAACACUGUCGAUACGACUACUGAUGCUUCCGUUGGUAUUGCGUCGGAAGUCUCAGACGAGCAACCAGCCACUGGGCCUGUCGAGCGCCAGCUCGAAGCUGAAAGAGGUGAACAGGUAGCACUUGAAGCUACACUUCUUAGCGAAGAGCCGCCUGCUGUCGUUUCUGCUGAAUCAGCCGUUGAAGUCAACGAGUCAGUGGCUGCAGAAUUGUCCAUUCCAGCCGUUGAUGAGGUCACUCCAUCUGCUGGCAAGAAGAAGGCCAAGAAGAGUAGGAAGAGCAAGACUGCUGAGCCCGCGAUGACUGAAGCCGAGACAUCGGCUACCACAUUGCCUGUUGUACCUUCUGCUGAGCGUUCGCUUGAUGCAUCAUGGAAUCCGGCACUGCGCAGCGAGAAGGAGCCGAGUCGACAAGUCAGCGCGACACCCACAAGUGAAUCGGUGACUACAGCCGAGGAUAUCGCCAUCAACGAGCCCUCGGCCACGGAGACCGUGCAAGAAAGGACUGCGCCAUCAGAGAGCGAGGGUUUGAAGCUCGUACCCGAAGCCACAUCAACCACAGAAGAGGUUGCCCUUGAAGAAUCCUCUCUUCCUCUGGACUUGGAGACUGUGACAAAACAAGAAGCACCAACUGAGUUCGUGUCCUCUGUCCAAGACGAUGCACUCAAUACGAAGAUGAGUGAGAAGAGUGGUAUCCCCGCGCAGGAACCCUCACCCACUACGGUCUCUGAGUCUGUCGAAGCAAGCGAAAAGUUAUCUGACCAGCCGACUGCCACCCAGGACAUACACCAGUCUACCACAGUUGAGGCUGCCAACAUACCUUUGCCUGACGAACAAUCCGACAAAGAUCUCACGCACCCUUCCGAGAAAGAUACCUCUGUAGACGUUACUGACGAGACUAAGCCAAAACUCGAAUAUUCGUCAGCGCCUAUAGAAGCUGAGCUUCCUACUACGCCUAAGACUAAGAAGAGCAAGAAGAGCAAGCGGAAAAGUGGUAUCGCGACGCCCCUGCCUGAGAUCGAAGUCGCGCCUGAGCAAGUUACAGCUCCCCUUCAAACGUCUACACCGGCCAGUGAGCCGGUAGCUGUUACAGAAGAACUUUUUGAUCAGACCCGCGAUGUUGAGCGACCGCCAUUGAUUGAACAGGUUGAUGCUGUAGAGGUUUCUCUUCCCCAGCAGAAGCUUGACGAUGUAGCUGAUCCUGCCACUGUACCUCUUCCGACUGCCGCUUUCGACGAAGAUUUGUCUACGCCAUCAGAACAGCCAACAAUUACAGCUGAGGCCUUGACUCCUAUCGAAUCGAAGACGGAGGAUACCCCAUCAACUCCCACUUCGAAGAGAGACAAGAAGAAGAAGGGCAAGAAGACCAAAGAUAUCAAACCCUCCGUGGAGAAGGUCUUUACGCAAGAGGAAAGUGCUAAUGUUGAGCCAAGCGUGGAGCAAGAGAACACUAAUAGAGAGAUCGAUCAAGAGGAGGCCACUAUCGCUGUACAAGCGCCAGUAGAGCUCAAAGAUGAGAUUCAGGAUGUUGAUGCGAAGGAUUUAAAUACGAAGGAUUUGGAUGCCGAGAAGGUCGGACCAGUUGUUCUCGAAGAGCAGCCACAGCUGGACGUUGUCGUUGAUCAGGCACCCAAGGAGGGACCCACGGAGCACACCAACGAUAUUCCCCAAAAGAUAAAGCCAACGCAUCUUGAGCCAGACAACUCAUCGGUAGCUAAACCAAGCCAGGUCGCAGAUCUAGUGUUUGAUGACGUUGCGGAUGUACCUUCUUCUAAGAAAGACAAGAAAAAAAAGAAGGGCAAGAAGGCAAAGAUUUCGAUCGAGGAGCCUAGUACACCAGUCCUUGAGGAACAACCAGAGUUAGAGGAUGUUCAAGCUCGCCCUGUUGUCGCCGCUUCCCAACCUGCGGUGGAACAGUCUGUACAACAGGCGGCAAAGUCGGAGCCUAUCGUUGACGACGUAAUCCCUGUGCAGGAGGAGUUCAACUCGGAAACCCUACAGCCUUCCACUGAGAGCGCAAUCCCCGUCAUUGCGGAGCAAUCGGAAUCGCUACAGCCUGUAACGGUCGCAGAUGAAGAAGCCAAAACAUCAUCGAAGGAUAGCAAGAAGGAUCAGGCCAAUGAGGAUGUAUCAAGCGUUCCACCCAUUGGUGCUCAGCGCGGAUUGGAACCUCAGACAGAAGUUGCUGGAAGUCAAGACCUUCCUGAAGCGAUACAUGAAGCGCAACAGGAAACCAGAUCCAUCCGCGGAGCAUUGGACAAUGUUCUCCCUGAAUCUAUGGUCGGUUCUGAGUCAACUCCAGGAGUCACCGAAAGGCAAUCCACCUUUGAUGAUUCAAUGAUCUCGCAAGUGGCUCCAGUCGAAGAGCAUUUGCAAUCUGCUACGCUACUGGAAGAAGAGCCUACAACGCCAUCGAAAAAGUCCAAAAAGAGUAAACCAGUCGAGAUUGAACCCACACCUAUCGACGUAGCAGAUGUGAAAGCGGAGACUGAACCUUCUAUCGAAGCCGCUGGAUCCGGGCCGAUCGCAGAUCACAUUCCAGCUACAUCUCUUAAGCCACUUGAACAGCCCCAGGUCGAGUCCCAAGUGACACGCAGUGACCGAGCACUCGAUGUUUCUCCCGAGCUACCUGUAGAGUCAGUCACGGAAGCUUCUCAGCCUUCACUCCCUGCCGAGGAUCCCCCACGCGAGCCAUCACGAGAGACGCUGGCUAUUGAACCAGAGACAGUGCCUCUUCCAGAAACGCCUGCCAGAGGGAUUGACGAGCCCAUCGCAGAUGAUCAGCUUGCUACGCCAUCUAAAAAGAGCAAAAAGAAGAAGGCCAAGAAGGGAAAACCGACCGAAACCGAGCCAAGUACGCCUGUUACUGAAGUAGCUACUUCUCAGCCUGACCCAUUCACGAACUCCGCCCAACCUGAGCAACCCACAGCUGAAUCCGUUCCUUCAGCGCAGGCUGAGCCCGCUAAGUCAGAGCAAGCUGCGUCAUUGGCUGAGCUUGUAGCUCUUCCCGACACCGAUGACAAUGAUCUGGAAGAGCCGGUAGUCCCCCAAGUUGAGGUUCCUGAGGAUGUCCCUGUCGUCCAUGAAACUGUUGUAGGCAUCUCUGAUAACGCUACUGGCACACAGCAGGAGAUCGCUCAAGAUCUUAUCGUCCCUGCAUCGCCUACGCAGCCAGCUGUAGAGGCUGAGCCAAUCUCCAAGAAGAGCAAGAAGAAGGCUAAAAAGGGCAAAUCCAUUGACACUAGUGAGCCUAGCGCACUGGCUGAUGAGGAGCCAGCACCACAGUCCGACAUCCCUUCCGAGCCUUCUCAAGACGCCAAACGCAUCGAAGAUGAUGUGCCGCAGCCGCCGCAGGAGAGCUCUAGGGAAAUUCCAUCGAAUUUGCCGAAGGAGGUGCAAGCAAAUGAGGGUGCCACCCAGGAUGUCGAGCUCCAACAGGACUCAGCGACACUUAGACAUGAGUCUAUCACCGAUGAUGCUGCUACAGCUGUCAAGCCCGAUGUUACAUCUGGUCCUGUUACGCAAGAUCCUACUGAGCAGCACCACACCAAGGACAUCUCAGCGCUCAAACCCGAGCUUGGCGAUGUCUCCUCCGAUAAGCCAACUGACUUCGUUGCUGAUGUCGCUACUCCGGUGACACCUCUUGAGUCUAGCCUUACGGGUGAGCAGCCUGUACUAGACACUCCCGCUGGCCCAAGCGCUGAGAUGGAUCGUGCUCUGGUAGCUGACCAGUUUACACAACCCGUUUCAUCUGCCGUACCAUUUGAUGACGUUGCACCACCUAGCAAAGCAGUCACCGACGCUCCACGUGCCGAAGAAACGGUACAAGACGAAGAUGCUCCUAGCACGCCUAAGAAGAACAAGAAAAAGAAGAAGGCCAAAAAGGGAGCAUCGGCUUCCGAGCCUGAGACUCUUGUUGCCGAGUCUGCGCCAAUCACUUCCGAGACCACUAUCGCAGCAACUAAGGAACCGACCACUCAAAGCGUUGUUCGUGAGCUUAGUGCCACUGAACUUCUGCCAGAGCAUAUUGAGGCUCCUACUGCCGAGCAGGAUGUCAUCACUUCCACGACACCCACCCAGUUCCAGGAAGACGCCCAACCGAUCGUUGUCGGAAAAAUGCGCGACGAGCCCGUUCCGGAACAAGGCGUUGAGGCUGCAUCGCUCUCGAACGAAGACAAGACAGGCCAGGAAGCUAAAAAGGCCAGAGUCGAGAGUGAGGCGCCCAAGAAAUCUUCUACGCCUGCCGAGGCUAGGAUGCGAGCUUUCGAUGAACCAAAUAUCGAAGAGCCAGUCGCGUCUAAUGCUCAAGAAAAGCCUACACAAGAAUCCGUCGUUGAGACACAGACCGUUCUCGAGACCGCAUCUCCGACAUUGACGCCAGUGGAUAGUAACAUUCAAGACGAUGUACCUCCAACCACGUCGCCGGCUGAACAUGCCAUCGCCAGUAUCCCGGACGAUCCCACACCUGUGUCCAGAGACCAAGAUGACGCCAUGGUUACACAGUCUGAUGCUGUCGCGUCUACAGCUGAGCAGAAGCAAGCAGAGGAGACGACUUCCAAGAAGAGCAAGAAGAAGGCUAAAAAGGACAAACGUGCUUCCGUCGCUGAAGACCCGAUCCUGCACCCUGAGCCAUCGGCUUCGUUACCCGGAACUACUGCAGAGGCACCAUCUACGUUUGCUGAAGUUGCAGAAUCUGCAAGAGCAACUACCUCAAACAAAGAGCCCAAUCUCGAAAUUACGCCUACCUCAAAUGUGUUUGCCGAACGUGAUACCGUUCCCGAUGCCACAGCUCCACCCGUUUCUGAAGCAAGUAUCGUAGAGAGAAACGAAGCGCUAACAUCCGACGAGCCAAGUCAGCAGAUGCCAACUAUCGAUGCACUCGUGCCUGAGGAACCCAACAUAGUAGUUGCCACAGAAGAAGCUGCCGCGCCUCUCUCGAAGAAGGACAAAAAGAAAGCUAAGAAGGCCAAGCGCGUUUCAACCACUCAAGAGCCUACUUUCAUUCCGCCCACUUCCAUUGAGGAAAAGGCUGAGCCAGUGCUGGAACAGCAGAUCGAGUCCACGACUCCAGCUACUGAGGGACUUAUCUCUGAAACCCCUGUCAUUGAAGAAACGCCAAUUACUCUUCUCGAUGUUGCUGAAGAGCGGACAACGAUACCUGCACCUGUCCAAGAGCCUGUUGCGACACUUUCGCCUAUCUCUGAGGUGCCUAUUCAAGUCGAAGCUGCGCCAGAGGCCGCAGGGCCUGUUCCAACGAAAGACGAGAAGAAGGCGAAGAAGCCAGAGCGCGAAUCUAUUGUUGAUGCUACUUCAGUCGAGACGCCAGUAGAGAAGUCCCAAGAACGCUCUCUUGACACUGUUGCUGCGAGCGUUGAGCAACAGCCUUCCGAAGUCGCAUCAGCCGAGCUUGCUGCAACAUCUGCCAUUGUUGAGGAAUCCAGCAAGGACGAGACCUCUUCCGGCGUACCGGCCGAAGACAAGCGAUUUUCAUCGACUUCUGUUGUAGAAGGAAAGUCAUCUGACGCAGUAGUAACUGAGCUGCCUUCUACAAUUGUCCCGACCGAGGGUCCUGCCGAAGAGCCCACAACACCUUCGAUCACUAAUGAGCCGGUAAAGCUUUCUAAGAAGGAGAAGAAGAAAGCGAAGAAGAACAAGCAAGGUUCAAUCGCAGAAGCUGAGCCAUUUGUUCCUUCCACUCCGAUGAAUGAGCCUGUCAAAGGGCUUGCAGAAAAAGUCAACGAUGGUGCCGUCAUCGAUCAAGACCCUAUAGCACCAGCCGUCGAGCAGACAGAGGCUUCGGUUGCUGCACCCGCAUCCUCCGAAGAAGUAGCAGCAUCUGUACCUGUUACAGAACAGGUCCCCUCGAAAACCACACAAGAAGAAGAGACUGUGUCGUCGUCAAAGAAAGAGACGGAGAAAGUGGAGAAAGUGGAGAAAGCAGCUGAACAGACUUCCACCGCCGAGGCCACAUCUUCUAAACCUCUUGUUUCCACCGAGGCACCGACCCAAACAGCUAACCCAUCUUUGGAUGAGCAGCCUUCUGCGGAGCUGCCUGAGGAGACAACUGACACUGCAACCACUGAGGCGCUGCAAACAGAGGUCAUAGACUCGGCUGCGCCAGUUGCCGUUGCUGAAAAGGGAACUGGAAGCGAGGGGCUGAUCACCAGCGAUGAUGGGAACGUUCUCACAGAGGGAACGCAAUCCAUCAUUCCACCUGCGGCUGAGACUACAAUAUUAGACGUACCAACUAUGCCUAGCACCGGAGCUCUCCCUAAAGAUGCCAAGCAAGACGAUGAGCAAGAGCCAGAAGACUGGGCUGGACUUUCGAAGUCGCAGAGAAAGAAGUUGAAGAAGGCCAAACGCGCGUCGGCUGUUGGAAGUGAACAAUCUGAGUCUGCAACGCCAGCUGAAGAUUUUCUCAAGGACCCUACUUUUGAGUCUCAACUAGCCGAUAGUCAAGCAACUCAAGAGCCCACUGACGAGCACAAACCGACAGAUGCAUCCCGCCAGUCCACCGUUCCAGGUGUGGCCUCUACUAAUGAGAUAAAACAGGUCGAAGAGCAGCUUGAACCGCCUACUGCGACCAGUGAGCCAACAACCGACCCAACGCCAGCUGAACAACAAGCCACUAUCGUCGCUACUCCAGAGCAACGUCCAGGCGAUCCCAAGCCACCAGACAAGGAGCCAGAUCCGCUUUCACCUUCGUCCAAGAAGGACAAGAAGAAGGCGAAGAAGCAAGCUAAGAAGGCGGUGCCUUUUUUAGCGGAUGAGACGCCUGAGGCAGCCAACUCUGAUACUCAGCCGUCUCUGUCGAUCCCUACACUUUCGGAGACCCAACUACCUUUCUCGGGGAUACCGACAUCCCAUCCCCAGCCUUUUACGAAUAAUGAGCUUGUUGAUAAUAAUGAUGUGAAGAUUGAGGAUGUAAGGGAGGAUGGUGGACAUGAAGAGGGGAAAAAAGAGGAGGAUUUUGAAUAUGAGGUGGCGAAAAGGGUAGUGGAAGAUGUAAAAGAUCAAGGGGUAGGUGAGAGACAAGAGGAGCAGAUGGAAGAUGUUAGAGCUGAAGCCGGCAAGGAAAAGCUUGCGGUCGUGGAGGGAGAGGUCCCAGAGACCAUGACUACAGAGCCGAGCGCUACUGGAUUGGAACCAAUGGCUGUCGAGCAGCAAGCUGCGCCGAUUCCAUCGCAAGAGCCUGCAACUGCUGAAGUUGAUGCUGCACCGUUGGAGAUCGAGAAGCCGACACUCGCUGUGGAAGAGCCUGCGCCGGAGCCAAACAUCUUGGACAAAUCCACAGUUGUAGAAUCAUCUCCAGCUGUGGAUGUCGAGCCAACAAGCACGCCAGAAGUCUCUAUUCAACUGGAGCUGCCACAACACCACGUUUCCGUUCUACCAGACUCUGUGACAGACCAGCCGACUGUUCUUCAUCCACAAGAAGAGACUGAUAACAUUGUGGAAGAAGCUAAUUCUACAUCGACUGCACAGCCAUCACGCCUACUUGACGAAGCUAAUGAGGUGGCCGCUCCUUCUAAGAAGAAAAAGAAGAACAAGAAAGCCAAGCACGUAUCCACUGCCGAAGAACCGGAACAGCAGACCGGACUUCUCAAGCCUGAGCAAGACAUUACGGACAAUUUGAGCGAAAGUAUCGCAGCUCCAGAACCCAAGGAGCCAGUCGCUUCUUCCAUUGAGGAUGUCCAACCUCUAGAGGAUUCCGUACUCGUCGAAGACAAGGCGGUAGUAAACACUCCUGAGCCGAAGGCUGAUGCAAAGCCCACUGAAGAGGAAACUACCUUCAAUGACGGUCAGGCAGUCACCGAUAUCCACGAGUCUGGCCUUUCCCCAAUUGCGGCAGAAGAACGCCAGGAUGUGCUUACACAGCCCGAUACGUCCACACCUGUGCCUGGUUUCGAUAACGAGCUAACUAGCGCGGAACCUAUACUCAAGGACACAGAGCGUGUAGUUGGUGGCAUUAAACAGCCUGUAACUGCUCCUUCAGAAGCUGAGCAAACACAAAAGCCACAAUUCGAUGAGCCCAUCUCUCCCAAGAAGAGUAAGAAGAAGAGUAAGAAGGCCAAGCAAACGUCUAGCAUGAAUGCGCCUACCGAGACUACUGCUGAGGUUCAGCCUUCACAACCGGAGGGACCACCUUCGGUACAGCUCGAAUCAACGCAGACGGCGUCUGAGCCGGUUACUGAGCUUGAAGUAUCACGUGAGAUGCCUGUUUCUGAUCAACACAAGGAUACUCAACCAUCUGCCACUUCAAUUAGCAAUACGCCAGCUGAUGUGAUGGUGACUGUACCAGAGGAACCCACUUCCACGCCUCUGGAGGAGGUACCACAGCUUCCUCUAGCCGACAUCAAACGCGAAGCACCUACCGAGACUCAAGAGGUUGUAUCUGACCCAUCGGCGGUAUCACAGCCUGCUUUGCAGACUUCUGGUGACAUACAAUUGCGCACCGAGGAGCUUCCGGUACCAUCGCUGUCAAAGAAAGACAAGAAGAAGAUCAAGAAGGCGAAGAAGGACACCGACACUACAACACCUGCCGAAGACGUUGUUUCGGGACUACCACACGAUCCAAUCACCGAAGCCGUGCCUGCUCAACAAAGCCAGGGGGUUGCUGAGCUAGUCCCCGAAUCAACACCAGUUGAAGAUGUACUUGUGUCAAAGCCAGACGAUGUUGCGUCGGCUUCAGAGAGCAGGGCCGUUGAGCCGACAACAUCUGUCGAUUCUCGGCCCGAGCUAGACGUGGCUGCUGAACCUGUUCAAGUUGCUUCUCAGGUACCGUCGCUCGAAGACCGUACUAUCGACCCGCCAGCUGAGACGGCCGAUGAUAUGCCGGUUGCAGUAUCUGACCUCGAGAUCCCGCCGCAUGCCCAGAUGGAGCAGCUUUCGACCCCUACUGCAGGACAAGAGUCUUCGCUUAGUUUAGCUGACGCCGCACCUUUGUCCAAGAAAGACAAGAAGAAAGCCAAGAAGGCGAAAGCGAAAGCUUUGGGUAGGGACACACCCGUCAAUGAAGAUAUAGUCGAACCCAAGGCUGAAGCCGCACAAGAUGUCAGCGCUCGCAGCAAUGAGCCAGUUAUCCAGGACGCACUGACUGACGCGCCUCACGACGAAGCCGUGGCCGAGAAAUCUGCACUCCCAGUAAACCAGGAAUCUUCACUCGAUGAUAGCGCUCUUCAACUGCUUCCGACGCAGGUCGACAAGGAAGAAAUCACGAAGUCUGGUUCUACGACGCCUUCUACAGAGAACGUCCCAUCCGUUCCACCGGCUGUCACCCUAGAGUCUAUUGUUGAGCAAUCGAGCAAAGACGAGCAAGUCCCUACAACGCAAGAUGCCCCGGUUGCACGAGAAAUCUUGAUUGACGAGCCGACUGAGGAAGCUGUCGGCUACGAUGCGUCAGUUCCUACUGCCGUGCCAGCACUCAUCGAAGAGCAGCCCAAAAAUGUACCAGCAGUAGCCGUUGAAUCUCAAGCAGAGGAGCCAGCAUCGCCAACGAUCUCGAAGAAGAAGAAAAGCAAGAAGAGCAAGAAGACAGAUGCCAUGACGCCAACAACCGAAGCUGUACCCGCAGCUGAGUCUGACAGCAUUAUCACAGCUGCUGAUAGUGUAGUGCCUCUUACAACUGAGGCUCGUGUCUCUUUCGCACCAGUCGUGGAUGAGCAGCCCAAGGUAGAGGAAGCUGCAACUCAAGCGGAGGAUCUUCCACUGCAGGAGACAACUGUCUCUACACCUGCCACUGAGACUGCACUUGCAGCUAGCGAACGAGAUUCAGUGCCACAGACAGCGAUUCUGGAAGAAGCCAAGAGUGAGACAGACAUGCGAGAGUCGGUUCCUGAACGCAAGCUGAGCAAGAAAGAGCGAAAGAAAGCACAGAAGCAGGCUGCUGCUCUGGCUGAUGAAUUCAAGGUUGACAGUGAGCCUGCUGUCGAGCCUUCCAUCGAGCCGUCCACCGACUAUGCGUCAGCAGAACCAUCGCCUCUGGCUGAUGUUCUCGACGCAAAUUUGGUUGAACCUACACAAGACCCCGCCCUAAUUGCUCGAGAUCCUGUCGUCGGGCGCGAGGGUUCUCGCGAAGUACCCGAACCUGUACGAGAGGAUUCAACCGUAAGGACGAUCGAGUCACUGCCUGAAGUCGUAGAAGUAGAGAACGUGGUUCCCGUAACUCCCAAAAAAGGCAAGAAGGCUAAGAAAGACAUGAAGAGUGCGGCCCAGCCUGUUGUUGUCGAUGUCGCAAAUGAACCCGUCAGCGAAUCGUUUGAACUUCCUGGACAGACAAAGGCAUCGGAAGCGCUCGAGAUCGAGCCCAUCACUACUGGCGCACCGCAGUCUACCGAUCCAAAGGAUUUAGAGGAAACCGUUCAGGACACGGAGCAGUCAGUGAUGAUUCCGAUCGAAGAGCCAUCGAAAGUGGCAGCAAAAGCUGAGGGUGAGCCUUUUCCUGCCGUCAGCGAUACUCCGGAAUCCGCCGAGCAGCCUAGAACACUAACUGCGUCACAAGAGAUGGAUAUCGCAGUGCUACCGAACAGCGUUCCAUCGAGCUUUUCCGAGGUGCAAGACAGUUCUGUUCCUCAAGUUCAAGCAUCAGCGCCAUCGAAUGCAAAGGAAUCCGAGCAAAAGCCCUUGCAGGAGCCGUCCUCGGAUUUCCUAACCGUCGCGCCGGCUAUUGUGGACCUCCAAUACCAGACCGAGGAAGUUGAACCACUUCCCAAACCUUCCACAUUCCAGCCCGUCAAUGAGGCCGCUCACAGAUCGCAAGCGACCCGAGAGGUGACAAACGACUGUAGCGAUAUUGUGAAAGACCUAGCUGAAGCGUCAGCUGAGCCCGUUGCUAUCUUGGAUGAAACCAGGGAUGUGCCAAAGGUAUCAUCUGAAAACACCGAUGCCCAGCCGAGUAUCGUCGAGCCAUCCAAUCUAGAGGCACCUAUCCCAUCUCCAUCAAUCAUCACAGAGGAAGUGUCCUUUGAAACUCCUAGCUCAAAUGCAUACGACAAGGGGGUCUCGCCUGUAAUCCCCACUGAUGCCUUGAUCUACCACAAUGACAGUUUACCUACGAAUACCGAGGUCACAAAGGAUAUCGAACGACCUACGACACCAAUCGUAGGGAACGCACCGACCGUCACUGAGGCUGAUGCAGACCAAGUGUCUCAUGUCUUCGAUGCGGCUCCUGAAGAUACCCAGCGAGGCCUUGAUGAGCAGCAGCCUAUCGAACCCACCGACUCUUUCACUGCACACCAUGGAGCGGGCCCUGUUACUCAAGACGAUGAUGUUCCACCAAACGAGCUAUCACCCUCCCUCAAGGCGAUUCAAGAUGAUGCUGCUGAACUGCGACUUCGUGCCGAAGCCCUCGACGCAGAUCUCGCCACACAAGGAGACGCUGACAAGUCUUCUGCCACUGAGCCGACUUCUAUAUUAGAUCUGGUAAGAAGGCUUACAAAGAAGGAUAAAGAAGAGGCAAAGAAGAGCAAGGGCGACUCUGGUACUCUAUCGACGACUCCUGCGACCCAAACUGAGGUUGCGGUAGAGACGAAGGAGGGCUCCAGAAUGCCUGCACCUGUUUCUGCGCCCACUCUAGUGGAGGAGCAGGUUCUUGAGGAGACGGGAGCUGUUGGCACACCAAUCCCGGUAGAGGAGGGCCUCGUCCCGACCGAUGUGCCUUCCCGCAACCUGAGCAAGAAAGAAAAGACAAAGGAAAAGGCCAAAGGGCCCGCGAUCAGCUUUGAUGAGCUUCACGACACACCAACGCAAUCGAGCGUGCCGAUCGGCGAUAUCCCAAAGCCAGCCAUCAAGCAGCCAAGGGAAAAUUUACAAGUUGCCACUGAACCUUCGGCUAGCACCACCAUAUCAGACGACACUCCCCAACCCAUGCCGCCCAUGGAUGUUGAGAGAGUGGGCCCUAUCGAGCCAGCCACAGUCGAAACCCUAGCUCCGUCGGCCGUCACUGAAGACGUUCAAGAAACCAUUGCAGAAGAUGAGCCAGUGCUGUCGAGGAACCUUGACAAGAAAGACAAGAAGAAGUUUGAACAAGCUAUCGAGUUCCAAGAUACGCCAGUGACUUUGUCCCAGGAUAUCUCUUCCGCUACUGUGGCUGAAUCUCAAGAGGUAGCUUUACCUGAUUGUGGGGUAACUGCUCCAUCUCUAGCACCUGUUGUCGAGAAAUCCCCUAUAAUGAGCGUUGAGACACUCAGUGAGCUCGCUGUGGAGGAACUUGUCGCUGCGCCACAGACAUCAAGCCAAGAUGAGGAAACACGGAUCGAUACCUCAAUCGUUGUGCCAACAGAGACGACCAAAGAUACUCUGCCGCUAGUGGGUCCCGAGCAACAAAAGAUGACCAUCGAUGAGUCACCCGUUCCAUCUCAGGAGCUUAGCAAAAAGGACAAGAAAAGAGUCAAACAGGACGCACUAGCCGCGCAGGACCUUGAAGCAUCCGCCACGAGGGAUGUAUCACUUCUGAAAGCCAGCGAGCCGGCUGCUAUAUCACGACUGCGUGCGGAGCCAGAUGUCAAGAUCACUGAAGUUCUUCCAGAACCUAUCUUGACCGACUACACCGAUUCUACACAUGUCUCAGAGAGCACCCUGGAGCGAGAACAAGAGCUUGCGACUGUCCCUGCUCUAGCACGCAAAGAGACCAAGAAGGACAAAGAGAAGAGCAAAGAGGAUGUGGGAAAAGCCGACGAAGUUCGAGACGAAGAGCCGCUGGUCAAUCCAUUAGAACUCAUGGGCACUCAGCUCCCAGUCCCCAUAGACGCCCCAGUUGGCCUCAUUGAAGAUGCGCCUGUCGCACCGGUAACCGAAAGUCAGCGUGACCUACCUUCAGAGGUCGAACCCCAAGAGAUCAUCGUCCCAGAUGGCAACGCAGAGGAGCCAUUGACUGCCGAGUACCCAACAAUUGAAGCUACGCCUAAGGCCGAAACAACCACAAGGAACAACAAAAAGCAGAGGCGCAAGUCAAUGAUCGCUACCACGUCCUCGGAGGAGCCGGCCAAUGUCACACCUACCGGUCCAGUCGAAGAGAGAGUCGCCAUGCCUGAAGCAAACAUCCUGUCGAGAGUUACAUCGAAUUCUCGCCAGAGGGAGACUGAAGAUAGCAUACUUCCCGCGGAAAACACGACCGCAACGCCAUCAGCGUCCGAGCUGAAUGUCGAAGAAGUUUCUAACAAGCUUAAGGGUGUGCAUUCUAGAUCCAUAUCCGACAUUUCAACCGCUGGUGUUCAAGUCAGAGCCACCGAACCCGACCAUACUCCUCAGCAACCACUGUUGCACAAGAAGUCGUCCAAGAAGCACAAGCUAGCAGCGUUGUUCGAGCGCGGCGCAUCGCAGGAUAGUCCCAGCGCGGAACGUAACUUGCGCAGGGAAGGUUCUGGCAGUGUCAGAAAUCUCGCCGAACGAUACGAGAGUCAGUCUCGAUCUGUCACACCCGUUCUACCCCCAUCUCCUGAGAAGCGUUAUCUAUCUCGACCUGUUACGCCGGUCCUACCUCCAUCGCCCGAGAAGCGCCAUGUAGCUAGAGUUGCGUCCCGUAGUCAACUUGGCUUGGCGUCACCAGUUCGAUCGGAUUCGAAGUCGCCAGCAAGAGAGAUAGACUUCGCAGCCACCGUGGCCGCCAGUUUGCAAGAGUCUGGUUUUGAUCCUGGAUAUGUGAUCAACGACAAGUCAUUCCAUCGCUCGAACUCUAUCUCAGGAGCUCGCGAUAUCACACCAGAUGACGACAUUACCGCAGCAAAAGAGAGAGCCAGUAGAUCUCGGCUCGGAAGCUUAAGUCGUUCUUCAUCGGUCUCUGGCUCUCCAAAACUGCGACCGACGCAGCCUACUGGGCCUGAUGUCUUACCACCUAUCGAAGUGGCAAUGGCACCUACGGACACCGUAUCAUUCGAUCCCCUAGACGUGCUCAAUGACCCUGCUUUUGCAGCGCGAAAGUCACCUCCCGGUGUUCUUGAGGAGGCUGAUCCUGAUGAGUUGGCCGGGUCUUCAAGUCUCAGAAGAACCAAGGGUAAGAAGAGACGUCAUCCUCUACCAGAGAUACCAGUAGUUGUCGAUAAGAUGAGCACACAGGACACUGGGGUCGCACAGACUAAACAAGGCAAGAAGUCAAAGAAGGACAAGGAACAAGCUCCACGUCAGCAAGACGGUGUUGAGUAUGCAGCUGCAGAGACUCCGGCGAUUGAGGCUCUUUCAAAUGUGCCUCUUGCUGUAGAGACUCCAGUUGACUCCACGGUCCGCGAGGUUGAGCCUGCCCGGUCCAUGCCUCACGCGUCGACCAACACUGCUGUCCUUCCGGACGUACCAACACAAGCAACAAACGUAUCAGCCACACCUACUGAAUUUGACGACGUACACUCAAGUAGGCGAGAUAAGAGGGCGGAAUCGAAGAAGACAGUCACAGAAGAGCAACCUGCAGGCAAGGAGGACAGCCUGAUCUUACCUGUGACAUUCGAUCAGGAGCCCCGCUCGCUGACCGCCGAAGAGCCGAGGGAGUACCCAUUUCCCCAGGUGGUGUCACAGGAAAUCUUGAAGCAGUCGAAGGAGGAAACACACAAGCAGGAGUUGGAGAAAGAGAGGGACAUGAACGCAUGGGCCCCAUCGCCAAAAAAGAAGGGCAAAAAGAGCAGGAAUGUUGAAGAAAAGGUUGAUGAGGAGUCUACGGCCAGGAUGAAAGACGCACUACCAGCUGAGGCACGAACUGCCGAUCGUGAAGUUCACAAACGCAGAACACAUCCUGUAUCUUUCGACGACGAGCGACCCGAGGAAAAGCGCCUACACACAUUGAAGUCCACUCAAGAGCCUCAAUUUACCAGUGAGAGGUCAGCAUCACCGUCGCGCUUUGUCGUGCCAGAGCUCGCACAUCUUGAGAAGCACUCCAAUGAGCGUGUGUUUAGUACAGGCAACGCCCAAUCGUCAACCCGUGGUGUAGGACCAGCCGAUGAGCCAUCGUGGUCCUUUGCCGGAGUUCAAGACAAGGUCGACCAAGCCACCACCAAGGCUCAGCCGGAGCAGCCUAUCGAAACGGCACCACGUAAACUGAGGCGUUCGAAGGAACCGAAAACUCCUCUGAGCGCACCAAAACGUUCGAUUGCAACUGAUCAUGAUGCGGACAGCCCGGCUUUGCCAACGCACCCAAUGACUCUAGGCACGCCUACCACAAGCGACGAGUACGCUACGAAGGAGCGAUCCUCCCAUCUUUUCGAUUCCUCGCCAUCUACGCGCGCAUAUGGCACUUCACCAGCAGCACCGCAAACGCCUGCUCAUGAUACCCACAUGGUCGUUGAAACUCCAUCAAAAGAUGUCAGUGGAUCGUCGCGGGCAGGCAAGAAACCGCGCGUCGAGUCGCACCAAGGCCGGGCAUCGCCUACUAAGGAACUCACACAGAAGGAGCCAUACCAGUCCUUGUUUGGAGAUCCGAAUGAGAAGAAGAGCGAGACCCUUUCAUCGACUAUCGCAAAGCCCGAACGUACUAGCACUCCAGGCACCAAGCAGCUUGAAUCUAUUACAGAAGUCAGUCCAGACGACACUACCACCAAAAAGAAGUCACGGUCAGCAGCCGAUGUGGGUGUAUCUGAUCGAGGACUGAAGUCAGCUCGUCGCACUGAGAGUCUCAGGCAACUUUCUGAUCGUCUAAGAUCACCUCCGCCUAGCACACCAACACCUACAGGUCGUCGGAGUGUGCAAUCCACAGUCGAAAAUGUAGGCGGAAGAGACUCGCCAUGGCAACAAGUCAACGAAGGCAUCGAUCGAACCAUGGCCCUCAGUCCCGCGCGCCGUAUGCCACGAUCAUCCCCAAGCGCAGACCCGUUGAAGCAGCGUAUUGGUGAGCAGCGGUCACCUAGUGUUCAAAGUCAACGCUCUCUGAGCAAUAUCGCAAGACUGAGGUCUCCCGACCAAGAGCGGCCUAUGAGCUCUUUGAGCAACCAUUCGGAGCGUUCGUUGCGAAGAGUGGACCGGCAAACGUCAGGUGACCUGAGAUCAGCCUCGAGGCUUGGCGCGGCCAGUGCGCAAGACGCUAAGAGCGUGCAACCUAAUCUCUCAAGCACGGCGCUCGCGGCAGGAGCAGCAGCCAUCGCAGGUAUCGCCGCCCCACCGGUUUACGACCCAGUCCGGGGUACAGGUAGAGGUCGCCGGACCAGUAUGGCUGAAACCUUUGAAGCAUGGGGUGAAGCCCAAAGGUCCCCUAGCUCGCCCUCACGACCACCAAGCGUACGCAAACGUCAAAGCAUGCAAAUCAUGGAUCUGCAGACCCAACUCGACCAAUUAGCCACGCAAAAUCAAGCUGUCGAGGAUGCUAAGGCCAAGGCUGAAGAGGCCUUACAGGCUGCGCAAAGUCAGCGACAGAUUGACGAACAGCUUGUAGCCGAGGAAGUAGAAGCACGUGACCGCCAAAUUCACCAAAGGGAUAUUGACAUCGCGCAACUCAAGGAUACACUUCAGCGGCUACAAGAAGAGAUUGCACGCCUGAAUCAACUCAACAAUGCACUAACAGAUGCCAAUCGCAACCUGACUAACGAUGCGAAUGAACGGUAUGGGCAACUUCAGUCCGAGGGACAAAUGGUGCAUGAGCAAUGGCAAUCAUCGCAGCGAGAGCUGGAGAGCCUUCGCAGUCAGUACGCACAACUUCAGUCAGAAGGCCAGGCCAUGCAACAACAAUGGCAAACAUCGCAACGAGAUUUGGAAGAACUUCGCCGCCAGCAUACCCAGAUGCAGCGAGGUUUGGCAGAUGCCGUUCGCGACGAAGUUGGCGAAGCACUGGAUGAACGCAACGCCGAGAUCGACCGCUUAACUGCAGAACUCGCAACCGCGCGCGAACAGAUCAAGAACCUCCAGAAGCAGAUCCUAGCUUCCAAGAAGCCAAGCGAAAGCUUCCUCACUGUCCGCGAUGAGGACUACUUUGACAGCGCCUGCCAACAACUCUGUCAACAUGUUCAGCAAUGGGUUCUCCGAUUCUCCAAGUUCUCGGAUACUCGUGCGUGUCGCCUUUCGUCCGAGAUCGCAGCCGAUACUCGACUGGAUGCGUCAACUCGCCAAAAGAUCGACACUAGGCUGGACAAUGCCAUUCUCGAUGGCUCAGAUGUCGACGCACUUCUGGCGGACCGCGUCAGGCGUCGAGAUGUCUUCAUGUCAGUGGUCAUGACUAUGAUUUGGGAGUACGUCUUUACUAGGUACCUUUUCGGUAUGGACAGAGAACAGCGCCAGAAACUCAAGGCGUUGGAGAAGACGUUGUCGGAAGUUGGCCCACCUCGCGCCGUGGCACAAUGGCGAGCUAUCACACUUACCCUUCUUGCAAGGAGAGAGCCUUUCAUGCAGCAGCGCGCCCAGGACACAGAAGCCGUGGUACAUGAAAUCUACAGCACGCUUUCGACACUGCUUCCGCCACCAUCGCAUCUGCAGAAGCAGAUUCAGGAAUCACUGCGCAACGUCAUGCGCUUAGCAGUUGAACUAUCAAUCGAAAUGCGGACCCAACGCGCGGAAUACAUCAUGCUGCCGCCGCUACAGCCUGAGUACGAUACCAAGGGCGACCUUGUGGCCAAGGUCACGUUCAACGCCUCUCUCAUGAACGAACGGUCAGGCGAAACAACGUCCAACGACGAGCUCGAAGCCCGUGGUGCAGUAGUCAAGGUAGUACUAUUCCCACUAGUUGUCAAAAAGGGCGACGAUUUCGGCGAGGGCGAGGAUGAGAUUGUGGUUUGUCCAGCGCAAGUGCUAGUGACAGGAACUAGGAGUAAAAAGGUAGUCAGGGUCAUGAGUGGAGCCAUGUCGAUCAAUCGUCCUGACUCACGAUCAAGUCGCAUCAGCCGGGUAACGAGCGUCGCGCCUCCUGAGAGUACCAUCAUGGACUACGAGCAAGGUGGAAAGAACAUGUUCUAG